Messenger RNA from Racocetra persica, 591 nucleotides. The record is from the annotation of a GenBank genome assembly. Lineage: Eukaryota; Fungi; Glomeromycota; Glomeromycetes; Diversisporales; Gigasporaceae.
AUGUCAUUAACGAAUAAACGUAAAAGUCUCGAUGUGUAUUUGAACGAAUUCCACUAUUCGGAACAAAGAGGAUUCGGUAAUUCUGGCCCAAUAGGUCUAUUUGCAUUUGGAACUACACAGCUCAUAUAUUCUUUGUAUCUUAUUCAAAUAGCAAAUAUAACUAAUCGUCAAGUUUGGCUUGGUGCCUCUUUAUUUUACGGUGGUGUUAUUCAAGUACUUGCUGGAUUGUGUGAAUUCUAUUCUGGUAAAACUUUAAGUGCUACUCUUUUUUGUUCAUACGGUGGUCACUGGAUUUCUUUUGGAUUUAUUCAUCUUCCAAGUUCUGGGAUCAUUGAUUCAUUUAAAGAUGAUCAAGUGAUGCUUAGAAAUGCAAUUGGAAUUUAUCAUACUGUAUGGACUAUUUUCACAUUUUUAAUGUUAAUUGCUUCUUUAAGGACUACGGUUUUACAAAUUUCAACACUCCUUUUUGUAUUUACUACUUUUAUUUUUUUGGAUGUUGCUGAUUUUACUGGUUUAAGUACUUUAUCUCGAAUUGGUGGAUGCUUUGGAGGUAGGAAUUUUAGAUAUGCACUGGCCAGAAGGAUCGUUUGA